Messenger RNA from Mollisia scopiformis, 2481 nucleotides. Its product is annotated as glycosyl hydrolase. Gene Ontology annotation, molecular function: carbohydrate binding; peptide-N4-(N-acetyl-beta-glucosaminyl)asparagine amidase activity. Bases 1 to 2481 code for a protein of 826 amino acids. Gene Ontology annotation, cellular component: cytosol; nucleus. The transcript has 7 exons. The record is from RefSeq and is a predicted model, not a curated record. Gene Ontology annotation, biological process: protein deglycosylation; glycoprotein catabolic process; protein quality control for misfolded or incompletely synthesized proteins. NCBI's taxonomy places the organism in Eukaryota, Fungi, Ascomycota, Leotiomycetes, Helotiales, Mollisiaceae.
AUGAUUUCCAGACUUUUUCACGUCUCUCUGUAUGUCCUCUUUGUAUCAAGCCAUACCAAAGCUUCCUCUCCAUCCGAGGACCUUACAAAUUAUGUCAAUCCAUUCAUUGGCACUGAGGGCCAAGGGUACCCCGGCACAGCUAUAAAUGGUGGCAACGUGUUUCCUGGCCCAGCGCUACCAUUUGGCGUCGUGAAGUUUGGAAUAGAUACCACAGCAUUCGAUUGGACGAAUGUAGAUGCAAAUGCAGGAUAUACGCCAGAUGGAUAUGUCACUGGUGUCAGUAUGCUUCACGAAAGUGGCACUGGAGCGACCCCGACAUAUGGCUUUGUUCAUCAAAUGCCCCUCUCGACGUUGGAGAAUGUGAACGUCCUGGACAACUUCACCUAUAUGCAAGAGCGUGUGGAGCCAGAUGUUGCGAGUGUCGGCUACUAUAAGACAGUUCUAGCCAAUGGCGUCUCUGCAGAACUCACUGCGACGGCUCACGCAGGGCUCGUUCAAUACAACUUCACUAGUGGCAGUGAAAGACACAUCUUAGUGGACGUCUCUCACAUGCUUCCUUCUUCCGGAGAAGCGCAGCAUUCACAGUUCUAUAGCAAUGGAUUCCUUGCCAGAAGUCCUCAUGGAACCAAAUAUCAAGGAUAUGGAGUUUAUCGAGGUGGUUUCAGCUCACGACCCGAUGCUCCAGUAUACUUUUGUGCAGAGUUUGAUACAACCCCAGAAAAAGUCACUCUUUUCUCCGGACCCUACACAGAUCCUUAUUGGCCCAACAGCACUCUCCCGCACAUCGAUCCACCCGUCUUCACUGACGCAACCUCGGUUUCUGGCGGGCAGACAUAUUAUAGCUAUGCUCGCCGGAUUGGUGGCUUGUUCACCUUCCCAUCCAAUACGACGACACUGAAAUCAAAGAUCGGUGUUUCGCUCAUUAACUCCGACAAAGCAUGCCAGUACAUCGCAUCUGAGCUCACUUCCUGGUCACUGGAACCAUACAUCUCAUCUGUGGUUGCUGAAUGGAACUCGGAGGUUCUGUCCAAGGUCACCACAACUGACAAGUCGAAUCUCACACUCCUUGAAAUGCUGUAUUCAAGUCUGUAUAAGAUGCAUCUCAUGCCCAGCGACCGCACUGGCGAGAAUCCCAAUUGGGAUACGGAAGAACCGACUUAUGAUGAUUUCUACACGCUGUGGGACACUUUUCGUUGCUUGAACAGCUACUAUUUGUUAACGGCACCAAAGCGUGCAGCUGACAUCGUGCGGAGUCUGAUUGAUGUAUGGCGCUGGGAAAGAUUCAUGCCAGAUGCAAGAAGUGGGAAUUACAAUGGUAGAGUACAAGGAGGUUCCAAUGCCGAUAAUGUCCUGGCAGAUGCCUACAUCAAGGGGCUCUCUGCUCCGGAGUAUGGAAUCAACUGGACAGAUGCAUACGCCGCAAUGAAAACCGAUGCAGAACUGGUUCCUUACAACACAUUCGAUUAUGGUGACCCAACUGGAAGCGUAAAAGAAGGUCGAGGAGCACUACCAGACUGGCUGAGUUUAGGCUAUGUCAGUAUGUAUGAUCCUGAUGAGGGAACAGGCUUUGGCAGAUGCAUCAGUCGGACUGUGGAAUAUGGUCUGAAUGACUUCGCUUUGAGUCAAGUGGCGAAAGACUUGGCGCCGAAGGAUUAUGUGAAGUAUUUCAACCGGUCCGCGGGAUGGCAACAAAUCUGGCAGCACAAUCUUACUUCAUUGAACUUCACGGGCUUCCUCGCUCCUCUCUAUGCAAAUGGAACACGCGACCCUUCAUACUCGCCCCUCAACUGCGGUGUAUGGUGUUCCUGGCUAGACGUCACCUACGAGGGACUACCAUGGGAAUACACCUGGUCCAUUCCCUAUGACAUGUCAACACUCAUUUCGUUCAUGGGAGGACCAGAACUUACAGAGUCGAGACUCGACGCUAUGUUCAUUCCUGGGUUGCAAGACGUGAGUGUUGGUGCUGGCAAUGGUGCCGGCACUGCUAUCUUCAAUCCUGGAAAUGAACCUAGUUUUGGGACGCCGUUUUUGUAUAACUAUCUUGAGAAGAGACAAUGGAAGAGUGUCAUGAGGAGCGGGGAGAUCAUCAAUCAGUAUUAUAGUAAUGGACGAGAUGGAGUCCCUGGGAACAGUGAUGCCGGAGCAUUAGAAAGUUGGAUGGUGUGGAACUUACUCGGACUCUAUCCCAUGGUAACACAAGAUGUAUAUCUCAUCCUCUCCCCCUGGUUUAGCGAUCUCAACAUCUCAGUCGCAUGCAACAAGACCCUCAAGAUCACGACAGAAGGGCUAGACCAGGGUCCAUACAUUCAGAGCCUAACAGUAAACGGCGAGAGCUGGAAUAAAAGCUGGCUUACGCAUGGAGAUUUGAUCAAUGGCAAUGGGGGGAGCCUUCACUUUGUGCUAGGGGGUGAGCAGACGGAGUGGGAUGUGGGUGAUGUCCCACCCAGUCCUGGUCAUCUGGAUUUGGGGAUAAGGAAUUGA